Messenger RNA from Rhizoctonia solani, 1170 nucleotides. RefSeq lists its product as uncharacterized. The transcript has 6 exons. The record is from RefSeq and is a predicted model, not a curated record. Lineage: Eukaryota; Fungi; Basidiomycota; Agaricomycetes; Cantharellales; Ceratobasidiaceae. Bases 1 to 1170 code for a protein of 389 amino acids.
AUGACUACUAAUUGCUGUCAUUCCCCAUCACACGGAGGGUUACAACUCCCUUUGCCGCAAAGGAUUCGGCCAUCCACAACUAGUACUAAUCGCGAUCUUACUAAAGCCAAAGACAGCGACGAUGAGAUUUUAUCUGAUUUAUCAAAGCUAUUUGAUGCGUUGGAUCUAGAUUGGGAAACAGAAUGCACUUCUGCAAAGGAUGACGCUACCAACGAGCUGCCUGAAGAUGCGUCGAAAUCCAUGCCCAAGUGUAAAGCUUAUGAUAUUCCCUUGGAACUCGCGGGCGCGGCUUACUUCAUCGUAGAUAGGUUUAUAUAUGCAUGGAACCACAUCGACUGGUCUAUAUCCUCAAUGAAUGAGUCAUGUGAACCUUCAGACCCAUUCUACGUGGCGGCUCCCAAUCAGGACAUACUUAUUAUGGAUGCAAUAUUCCGAGUCGAUGAGAACGGGACAAUUUUUCGUUGGCUUGGAGGUGACCAAUGGAAUACUGAGCCGCUUUAUGGCGUUUAUGGCGACGCAUAUGUAUCGCUGCAAAAAUGCGCCGGGGUGGGAGGCUGUUUCCCUUUACUAUCUGAAGAGUCAACAUUUUCGCCUACCUAUCUUGCUGAAACUGAACCUUCCUAUACUUUUGGCGAAGCAUUAACCACGCAUACUGUUAUCUCGGAGCCCGCUACUUUAGGUCCAAUUCAGUCGAAGGAGCUUGGGAUAUUUUCUAACGACAGUAAAAAUACCAAAGACAUGUACAGCGAAUCGUCGGGCGCUGCUUUACUGGGGUCACUCAUGGGCUUUCCAAAUCUGAUCGCAUCACCAUCACCCAUCAUAGAUGAUGUCUUCUCAAUUAAUGAUGUAAACGGAAUCGACCUCUCAACUCCGUUUUUGGGCGAGGGAACACCUCCAACCUUCGACAACAUAGCCCGGUGGGUAGAAUCUCAAAAGGGCACACGUCGUACACCGGGUUCAAGUUGGGUUUGUCCUUUGAAAGGAUGUGAAAGACUGUUGAGGCGGCCUCAUGCACUCAAAGACCACCUUUUAUUCCACUUUGACAUUAAAGGCGUUCCCUUCUUUCAGAGUUUCCGUGUGGCUAUCCUGGAUGUAACAGCUCAUUUGCCACUAAAUGCAACUGCGAUAGACAUAGGAAGAACUGCAAAUAUGUCCUCAAAUGCUCGGUAG